AUUACGCCAAUACAUUCGUGGAUAAUACAAUAUUGCGUGCAGUCGAAAAAAUUGAGAACGGUUAUUCGAUGGAGAACAAUUGUCCGGGCUGUGGGACCGGAAAUCUGCAGGUCAAUUCCGGCAGCGAGUGGCCAACGUCGGAAAAAAUGACUGUCAGGAUUGGCCUCCAAUGUGUGAAGAAAAUGAUGAAGAAUUGGAAAUGUGAACCGGCAAUGCGUGGCUGGAAAUUUUAUGCCGAGUUUAUAGGCCUCGACAGUGACGGAUCUUCUGACUUUUACAAUUACCAAGUACGAUGGAGUUAUCCAACACCUGCGUAUCCAGAACCUCAGGUCACCGUGAGCGUCUUUUUCACCGUAGAAGCGACAAAAUUGGAAUAUACCAAUUGUCCAGUCGAUGUAAUUUAAUUAUCUUAGCCGAUUUCUCGUUUAGAAUUACACGCGCCUAUCGUUUAUAAACAUUACUUUUUUAAGGAAGUUGAGGCAUUAGAACGAAAAUGAUGUCAUCGCUUUUAAACCGACUGCAUCUUAUAGAGUGAAGUGUAAAAAAAAAAUCAGUUAAA
Molecule: messenger RNA, 559 nt
Organism: Venturia canescens
Lineage: Eukaryota; Metazoa; Arthropoda; Insecta; Hymenoptera; Ichneumonidae
Product: A-kinase anchor protein 14-like
Exons: 2
Coding region: 69-404 (111 amino acids)
Cellular component (GO): cAMP-dependent protein kinase complex
Molecular function (GO): protein kinase A regulatory subunit binding
Source: RefSeq, a predicted model, not a curated record